AUGGCCCCCGACGCCGCCCCCCUCUCCUACGACGAUGCCGUCGCCUACGAAGACCAGCUCUCGACCACCGCAACAGUCGCAAGCGAAACAGCAAUAAUGGCAGACGAAACACCCGGAGCGCCCUCGCUCGCGAACAGGAUCGGCCAGACAAAGGUAUACCUGCUCGCGGACGCCUCGCUGUCCAAGGCCGGAAAGACCUACCGCCCGAACGCGGUGCUCCUGCAUGGCCCGCCCAUCGCGCACCUCCCCACCUCCAACCUCUUCGCCUACGCAACUCACUUCGACUCGCACCCCAUGGGGCUCGAGUGGAUCGACGACACCACCUGCGUGCUCGUCUUCGAGUCGCGCGCCGCCGCGCGCCUCGCCCACCGCGCCCUCUCCAAAUCCCCCACCGAAGCCCCCGACGAGGCGGGGUUCGUCGCGGCCAAGCCGAUUCCCGUCGCGCUGUGGCCUGCGGAGGACCGCAUCAGCAAGGUCCUGGGGAAGGGCGAGGGCCUCAAGGGCGCGAUCCGCAUGCGCUGGGCAAGGCGCGACGACGUGAAGAAGCGCGGGGCGAAACGGGAGAGCGAGUUCUACCGGAAGCACGGCGCGCGCGCGGGGAAGGAGGGGUUCGUCCCGCCUGAGGAGCUCGAGCGGGAGAGCGCGCCGAAGAGGCGGCGGAAGGACGAGGAGCAGCUGCGCGCGGAGCUGGACCAGGAUAUCGACUCGUUCCUCGCGGAGGACGAGGAGGAGCCGCCUGCGCCGCCGUCGAAGAUGCGCUCUGAUAAUAUGGGCGUGGGGAGUAGGAAGUCGCUGCUCGAGCGCACGUCGGUCAUGCGCGUGCGGGAUAGCCCCAGCCCCAGUCUCGCGGACCGUAUCACCAAGCCAAUGCCCCGGCGCAGAGAGAAGAGGGAUCGUGAAUGGGAUAGAGGGAAGGAGCGUGCGUCACCUGCCAGACGACGUAGUGGAGAGCGAGCGCGCUCGGAACGGAGAGAACGGCCCAAGAAGACGCAGCAGGAGUUAGACGACGAGCUAGACGCGUUCCUCAAUGAGGGCCGGUGAUGUUGAGUUUGUAUUUUUUGUAGUGUACAUUUUUGUAUAAUCCUCAUCAGGUUCAGGCAUCCCCACUCGUCUCCUACAUUGCACUAUCCCCGCUUAGUCGCAUCUGUAAUGUGAAUGGAUGAGCUUCUAGUCGA
This is a messenger RNA of Gloeophyllum trabeum ATCC 11539, 1175 nucleotides long. RefSeq lists its product as uncharacterized. Lineage: Eukaryota; Fungi; Basidiomycota; Agaricomycetes; Gloeophyllales; Gloeophyllaceae. Gene Ontology annotation, cellular component: nucleus; cytosol. Gene Ontology annotation, molecular function: mRNA binding; RNA 7-methylguanosine cap binding. The coding region runs from base 1 to 1041 and encodes 346 amino acids. The record is from RefSeq and is a predicted model, not a curated record. The transcript has 2 exons.